Glossina fuscipes is the source of this 3065-nucleotide messenger RNA. Its product is annotated as homeobox protein araucan-like. The transcript has 5 exons. Gene Ontology annotation, cellular component: nucleus. Gene Ontology annotation, molecular function: RNA polymerase II cis-regulatory region sequence-specific DNA binding; DNA-binding transcription factor activity, RNA polymerase II-specific. Bases 997 to 3030 code for a protein of 677 amino acids. Gene Ontology annotation, biological process: neuron differentiation; cell development; regulation of transcription by RNA polymerase II. Lineage: Eukaryota; Metazoa; Arthropoda; Insecta; Diptera; Glossinidae. The record is from RefSeq and is a predicted model, not a curated record.
ACAAAAAUUUACUUAAUUAAAUAUAUUUUAAUUUUUAUCAAAGAAAAACAUCAUGAAAUUACUUAAAACAUUAAUAAGAAGAAGUACGCAAAAGAACCCUGAAGGAAUAAGUAAAUGAGACCCAGGCAGACAGAGGAAGAGACAGAUAGAUAUCACUAUUGUCAUAUAUUCAGCAUGUUUUUAACAAUUUCCCGCUGUCUGCCGCUGUGCUGUUAACACAAAUGCUUGACAAUUUGUUAUUAUCAAUGUUUCAAAUGAUUGUCAUUGUCGUCGUUGUUGCUAUUGUUACUAUUAUUUUUGCUGUUAUUGUUGAUAUUGUUGUUGUUUUAGUAUUACUAUGCCAUUGUUGACUGUGUUACACAAACAACACGGAAACGUUAACAAUUGUCGUUUUAGUUUUUUCUGUUUCCUUUUUUUCCGUUGACUGUGUGCGUGUACAUAUGUAUGUGUUUGUCUCUCCGUGUGUGUAUGUGUGUAUACAUAUGUGUGCGUAUAUUUACUAACAAAACCACCUUCUUCAUUCGCUUUUUUUUAUUUUGUUUCUAUGAUCUGCUAAAGAGUACUUAUAUAUGUUGUCAUAAACACUUGCUUAUAUGUAUGUAUUCUCACAGUCUAUAUACGGGCUGCUUAAAGCAUUGAUAGCAACAGCAACAAUAUCAGCAUUGUCGUUUUAUCAUCAACAACAUCCUUGUAGGAUUUUUGUAAACGUAAGAGUGUUAAAAAAACAAACAAAGGAGAACAAAAGAAAACAAAGCAAAACUUGAAAUAUGUAAGCGAAAAAAACAACGCAUAUUCGCACACAUGUACAUUUAACCGCUUGGGAAAAAAAGCUCGUAAAAUAUUUUUGGCUUUACGGUGUUAAUUUGAAUAUUCAUUGUUGACAAGAACAGCAUUUGGAAGAAAAGAAAAAACAAAAAAAAAAAGACAAGAAAAAAAAGGAACGAAAAAAGGAAAAAGAAAAACUAUUUCUUGUUUUGUUAAUACAACUUGUGAAGUAUGGCUGCUUAUGCACAGUUUGGAUAUGGUUCAACUUAUCCGUCGGCUAAUCAGUUACUUGGCGGUGGUGUGGCUCAAUCUGUUACGGCACCGUUGGCUAGCAGUGCCCCCUCGCCGCUGUCCGGCUCAAAUGAGAAUUCUUUAAGUCCAUCAGGUGGUUCGGUCGCUUCGAUUUCCAAUGGUCCCUUAAGUCCAGGUGCAAUUUCGCAGACAUCAACUAACAAUGCGGGCAGUAUGCCGUCAAAUCCUUCAGCUUCUUUAAUGACACCAGCAACAACAGUAUCCGAUGGUACAUCAGCGACGACAGCAGUAGCAGCGGCAGCAGCGGCAACGGCAGCUGAUGUGAUGAAUCCAAUAAAUGCAGGUUCUUCGCCAUCUUGCUGUGAAAACGGACGUCCGAUUAUGACAGAUCCCGUCUCUGGCCAAACUGUAUGCUCGUGUCAAUAUGAUUCGGCUCGUUUAGCAUUAUCUAGUUACUCACGCAUGCCUGCGACGAGUGUUGGUGUCUAUGGGUCGCCCUAUCCCUCCACCGAACAGAACCCCUAUCCCAGCAUCAGUGUAGAUAGUUCAGCGUUCUAUACACCAUUGAGCAAUCCCUACAGUUUAAAAGAAAACUCCAGUGGCAGUGAUAUGACUACUUGGACUUCAGCCGGAUUACAACCAACUCCCAGUUAUUAUUCAUAUGAUCCUACAUUCGCUUACGGUUAUGGCCCAUCGUAUGAUUUGGCCGCUCGUCGUAAAAAUGCUACUCGAGAAUCUACGGCCACUUUAAAGGCUUGGUUAAACGAACAUAAAAAGAAUCCCUAUCCUACAAAAGGUGAAAAGAUCAUGUUGGCAAUUAUCACUAAAAUGACGUUGACUCAGGUAUCCACUUGGUUCGCCAAUGCUCGACGGCGUUUGAAAAAAGAGAAUAAAAUGACUUGGGAACCGAAAAAUAAGACAGACGAUGACGAAGAUGCUAUGCUAUCGGAUGAUGAUAAAGAUUGCAGCAGUGCAGAUAUGGAUAAAGUAGGUGGCACUAUAUACUCUCAAAUGCAAAAAGAUAAUGAUAUAAUGAAAAAUGACCUACAAAAGAAUCAUCAAAAAGAUAACAACAACGAUUUAAAUGACGACAAUAACAAACCAGAAAAUUUAAGUGCUACCACAGCUGCUUAUAAUAUGACACAUGGCAAUAUUUAUAGUCCCUAUCAGUCGGCUCAGCAUUUACAACAUUCCUAUGCCUACCAAACAGAUCUGCAAAGUUACUCGAUGGUUUAUAAUACACCAAACGCCCCUAGAGACGAUUGUGGCAUACCGUUGCCAGCUAGUAAGCCGAAAAUCUGGAGUUUAGCUGAUACGGUGGCCUGUAAAACACCACCUCCCCAUAGUAUGUAUGGUAUUUCAAGUGCUGUUCAUCAUCAACAAUCACCAGCGCAAGCACAAAUUAAUGGACAAACACGUUCAUAUUAUGCUAAUAAUGGACAAAUGAAUCAUGCGGGAAUAUCUAAUAAUUCUACAGCCUUGACUCUGAUGAGCAAUUAUGUGAAUAAUACAACAUAUGCCAGUCGUUCAGCUAAUAACAAUAACGGAGAUGAUGGCAAUUAUGGUGCAGCAGGUUCUCAACCGCAUGGCUAUCAUGGCAAUAUGAAUGCUAUGGCUAACAUAAUGCAAACCCAGCAGCAACACCUUCAACAUCAACAGCAGCAGCAAUAUCAAUGUAAUACAAUAAACCAAAGUCAGCAACAACAACAACAACAACAGCAACACCCACAUCAACGUUUGGGGUUCCCCGAAAUACAACCGGAUACACCACCUCAGACACCACCCAAUAUGAAACCAGGCCAGAGCCUAAAUUCUCUAAUGCUUACACCUCAUCAUACAAUCAACUAUUUACAUAACAAUCCAACAGCAGCAGCAGCAGCAGCCGCAAUAGCAGCAGCAGCACAUAACGUUUCCUAUACUAGUGAUAUGUCUACGACAGCAACUCAAAGCAGUAACGGAGCUGGCGGUGGAGAAUGUUCGGGUGAUAGAGCUCAUAAUAUGGAAAUGCGAUAAUUAUGCAAAUGAAGUACAUUUAAUAAUAAUAAUAA